CGCUCAUAUCGGAGCUAUAAAUGGAAGUCCCGAUAGAGAAUUUUCAAAGCAAAGUCGCGGAGGAGAGGAUUCCUUUGAAGCUAUUUGGACGCCCAAACGCGCUAACCAACGACGAACAUAUCAGGAGUUCUUAUUUGAGCAAGGAAGGGAAUUUUAUCAAGGAAUGGGGGAUCACUUGGUUUUGUAUGUUGAUCGCCUCAUGACACCUGCGGCUUUACACUCCACGGUAGGAGGUGAAGCUCCGGGACCUUCCGGAGAAGGCCCUAGUGCCCAAAUUGCAGUUUCAUCCGGUUUUUCCAGUGAAGAUAACAAAGUUGAGGAACAUGAGGUCUCUGGUGAGGAGGAACCUCUUCUUCAGACCAUCGAAUGCCGCAUUUGUCAAGAGGAGGACCACAUCAACAACCUGGAAGCGCCUUGUGCUUGUAGUGGCAGUUUGAAGUAUGCUCACAGGAAGUGUGUUCAGCGAUGGUGCAAUGAGAAAGGGGAUAUAACUUGUGAGAUCUGCCAUCAGCCUUAUCAACCGGAUUAUACUGCACCACCGCCUCCACCACAGUCUGAAGAUACCACAAUUAAUAUCAGUGGUUGGACAAUCUCUGGUGCCCCUGUGGAUUUGCAUGAUCCUCGACUCUUGGCAAUGGCAGCAGCUGAACGCCAUUUUCUGGAAGCUGAAUAUGAUGAAUAUGCUGCUACAAAUGCUAGUGGGGCUGCAUUUUGCCGCUCGGCUGCUCUAAUUUUAAUGGCACUUUUGCUCUUGAGGCAUGCAUUAUCUAUCACCAAUGGGGAUGGGGAUGAGGAUGAUGCCUCCACCUUCUUCUCUCUUUUCCUGCUCCGUGCUGCUGGGUUUCUUUUGCCAUGUUACAUUAUGGCCUGGGCCAUCAGUAUUUUGCAGCGCCGAAGACAAAGACAGGAAGCUGCAGCUCUUGCAGCAACAGAGGUCGCAUUUGUACUGCAGUCGGGGCAACGUAGAGGUUUACAGUUCACCAUAGCGCCAGGACCUGCAGUGACUCCUCAUCAGGAACCACUGCAAUAGUAGGGACAUUUGAAUGUUAAAAAGAGGGAUAUUCGUUUACUGAUGAACUAGUAUGGAAGAGGCGAGAGAGGUUCAUCAAUUCUCAUUUGUAAUUUCUACACCUUUUACUCAGCUUUGUUGUUGUAUAAACAAUUAGCUUUUUGCUAUUUUCUCAAUAGAUAUAUGUACAUAAACUUGUGAUUUUCGCAGCAACAGCGAGCUUCCCGUGAAACUGAUGAUCUGCGGGAAAUGUUUCCCUGACAAAUGAGAAUUGAGAAAUAAUCAUGGCCAUGGGGCUAUUUAUGAAUCAUCCGCUCCAACCGGACCCACCCGGAACACAGUUGUAAUUAAUUAUUCAUUUUUCAAUUUUAUUUGCUUGCAUGAUCCGAUAUUGUUGGUC
Nelumbo nucifera (sacred lotus) is the source of this 1409-nucleotide messenger RNA. RefSeq lists its product as uncharacterized. Gene Ontology annotation, cellular component: membrane. Gene Ontology annotation, molecular function: ubiquitin-protein transferase activity; zinc ion binding. Lineage: Eukaryota; Viridiplantae; Streptophyta; Magnoliopsida; Proteales; Nelumbonaceae. Gene Ontology annotation, biological process: protein ubiquitination. The record is from RefSeq and is a predicted model, not a curated record.